This is a messenger RNA of Candidula unifasciata, 507 nucleotides long. The record is from the annotation of a GenBank genome assembly. NCBI's taxonomy places the organism in Eukaryota, Metazoa, Mollusca, Gastropoda, Stylommatophora, Geomitridae.
AUGAUGCAAGUUCCAACCCUUUACAUAGAUGGCCACUAUUUAAUCCAGUCUCUGCCUAUAAUUGAAUAUCUAGAAGAAAGAUUCCCUGAACCAGCGCUGCUGCCAAAGGAUUCCUAUGGAAGAGCUCAGGUGAGAGCACUGGCAGAGUUGAUUAACAGUGGAAUACAGCCCUUUCAGAACAAUAAAACUUUAAACAUGAUCGGAGAGAAGUCUGAUGAGUGGGCUAAACACCACAUUGAAUAUGGAUUUAAAGCGCUGGAAUCUAUGCUGGAACAAUCUGCUGGAAUUUACUCGUAUGGGGACAUUGUGACAAUAGCUGACAUAUUUUUAGUGCCCCAGAUGUUUGGUGCCCACAGAUUCAAAGUAGACAUGACCCAAUUUCCAACAAUCACUCGCAUACACGCUGCCCUUGUUGAAUUGCCAGCAUUCCAAGAAGCAGAUGCAUUUCAACAGCCAGAUACACCAGAAGAGCUGAGAGUAAAAUGUUCUCAGCACUCUUCUUUAUGA